Messenger RNA from Aphis gossypii (cotton aphid), 3384 nucleotides. Its product is annotated as transmembrane channel-like protein 7. Lineage: Eukaryota; Metazoa; Arthropoda; Insecta; Hemiptera; Aphididae. The transcript has 6 exons. Gene Ontology annotation, molecular function: mechanosensitive monoatomic ion channel activity. The record is from RefSeq and is a predicted model, not a curated record. The coding region runs from base 855 to 3170 and encodes 771 amino acids. Gene Ontology annotation, cellular component: plasma membrane.
CGCCCGCCCGACCCACCGCGGACGGACUACCAUAUUAUAAUACACACUAUUACUAUAUUACUAUUAUUAUUAUUAUUAUUAUCGUCUCAUAAAGUACGCGGUCGUCUGUCCCGAAAUAGGCGCAGGCAUCGCGGCGUGCACAUCGUCGUCGCCCGUCUCCGCGAUUCCGGCGAAACAGACGUCGCGGUCUCAAAACACAAUAUACUAUACCACUACCGCAGUCGUUUGCGUUCUUUAUCAUUGUUUAUUAUUUUUGUUUUAUGUGAUGUAGAACAAAGCCGCGGCGAGUACGCGUUACGCUGCGCCCCGUUUCGUGUGUUUUUUGUUUCCCCGAAAAAAUAGUAAAUAUCUCCGCACGGUCUCCGGUUCGUUUUGUGAUAAUAUUUUUGCAUUUUAUCGUCGUCGUCGUAAUAACAACAUUGCCGGGGUCGGCGUGACAACGCCAUGGCGGCGACAUGGCAGUUCGGCCGCCGCCGGUGUUGUUGCCGCCUCGGCGGCGGAUCGCGGCUGUGCUCGCCGCCCUGCCGUCCGACUGACAACCGCUGUGCUGCAGUCGUCGCGUCGCCACUGACGCCGUCCGCGCAGUCCGACGCCCAGCCGGUAGCGUCCCGACAGCCGUCUCCGUUCGCUCGGAAUCAAGUAACGUACAAAGGCCAUAAUACAUAAAUAAUACUAUUUUAUAACGAUGUCAUUAAACGACCGACGUAUUUCAUAUCCUGGAACGAUAACUGCAAACAUAUUAAUUAAUAUUAUAGAAAUGAUGAUCAAAAUAGAAUAGAGUUUGAACAACUAAAAAUGACGAGAUCGACAUAAAUAAUUUAAUAAGAUUGGAAUAAAUUAAUGUAAAUUUUAAAAUGUCUGAAAGCGAAAGAAAGAAGAGAUCACAAUGUAUAGAUGUUUGGGAGGAGGCCGGCUCGGAAUUCUACCAAGAAAGCUAUCCGGGCAUGGAAGCAGAUUUAGAGGCAUUCCAAAAAAAUCCAAAUAAGCUUUCAACUUUAUUACCCAGUAAUAAAACAAGAACAGCUAGGAAAAAAAUUAAUAAUGGAACUGUAUGCUAUCAAGCAACUGCUACAUUAAAACCGGUAGAAUAUGGAACACUAUGUCAAAACACUAUGGGUUGUAAUAAUGAAAUUCAAAUAUCGCUAAUGCCCGAUUUGUCAGAGAAUUUAUCUAAUGAGGAACUUGUGUGGGAAGAAAUUAUGAAAAUUAAAACUAUGCCAAUUAGCAUGGCACAUAAGAAAGAAUUAAAAGCAAAAUUAAAAAGUGCAGAUGCUUUUAGACUCCAAGGUUUCCAACAGCUCAAGUGGCAAAAGCGAAAAAUGUGUAAUUGCUUGAAAACCAAGUGGUUAGAGUUUUAUAAUAAAUUCAAUUUAUGGAGUUCGAGUUUGAAAAAAAUUGAAGGUCACUGUGGUGCAGGUGUAGUGGAAUUCUUUCUUUUUAUAAAAUUGUUAAUUUUUUUAAAUGCUUUUACAAUGGUUGUGGUUUUUAUUAUAUUGAUAUUUCCUUCAGUUUAUUGGGUAGAAUUAAAAGAAGGUAUCGCACCAGACCUCUGGAAUGAAUGUGGUUCAAGUAAUGAGAGUGCCUCAAUUGAAUGUUGUAGUGCUAUUUAUGAGAACACUACUAGGAUAGCUAGACCUCGAGUAAAUAUGCAUUAUAUUAUGGAUAUUAUUCAAGGUACGGGUUGGGUUGAAACGACGCCUAUGUAUUAUAGUUACUAUCCAAAUCAGCAGUUCAAUGUUGGCAAAUUAUUCACUUAUCAUAUACCGUUAGCAUACAUCGUUUCUACUAUUAGUUAUUUUAUUUUAUUUUUCUUGAUUAUUGUUAGGAAAUCAAUUAAAGGAUUUAAACAAAGAAUGGUAGAAACACAAGUACAAUAUUAUUUGUACUCUAACAGCAUUUUCAUUGGAUGGGACUUUUGUAUUAACAAUAAAAUAUCGGCCAUACUAAAGCAAAAGGCUAUAUUCAAUGAGCUGCGUUCGUUUUUGAUUGCCGAUAGACCGAAAUUCGAAAACAGGAAUCGCAGUAAACAAAUUAACAUUAUAAUAAUUAGGUUGCUCAUUUCAUUUUUAGUAAUUGCGCUGAUCGGAUCGGCUUGUUUCUCGAUUUAUAUGAUAUUUAAUUACUCUAUAAAGUUGUUACAGCAUGACCAAACAUUCACUUGGGCGUUUUUGUUGGAAUUUGCGACACCGGUAGCGAUAACUUUUUACAACAUAGUGUUGCCAAUUAUCUUUGAUAUUUUUUUGAAGUUUGAAAAUCGUUCCAUGUAUCAAGAAACCCGAUUAUGUAUAUUGAGAAUAAUAUGUGUGAGAUUAUCGUUGUUGGUUGUACUGUUGGGUUCAAUUUAUAAGUUGAUUAACUGCGUACGGGAAAAAUCUCAGUGUGCAAGUGCUUUAUGCAGUUCUCCGCUCUGCUGGGAGACCUACGUCGGUAAAAUAAUGUAUAAGCUUCUUAUUGUUGACGUCGCAUGUAAAAUCGGAAUUACCAUUUUGAUUAGUUGUCCCCGGAGCAUACUUGUUAGACAUUUUAAAAGUAAUUUUUUCCAAGUGAUGUGCAAGCAAGAACUUAAUUUAGCGAAACAUGUAUUGGACGUUAUCUAUAUUCAAAUAAUCGUGUGGUUAGGUAGUUUCUAUGUCGCUCUGCUACCAGUCCUCGGAUUGGUCUCGAUGGUGAUAAUGUUUUAUAUAAAACGAUUUUCUUGUAUCGUUAACUAUAGCCUAGCUCAAAAGGUAUACAGUCCGUCACGAGCACAUACAAUGAUCAUGUCCAUGUUACUCAUAUCUUACGUCCUAUGUGUGACUACGUGGUUAACGGCUGUAUCAAAAAUAACGCCAUCCAGGUCAUGCGGUCCGUUCAAAGGACUACCGUCUAUUUGGAGGGUUCUGAUUGAUUUCAUACAUACCAUACCUUCAUGGACAAUUACUUGUUACGAAAUACUGUUUAGCUUAAACUUCGUAGUCCCGUUGAUUUUCAUACUCUCGUGCAUUGUCUACUAUUAUCACACUGUUAUGAGAUCCAAUAAAAAAAUGAUUAUGGUUCUACGUAAGCAGCUUGUACUUGAAGGACACGACAAACAGUUUCUGUUGAACCGGUUAAGUGCAUUUAUUAAACAACAAGACAGGCGUCGCAAAGCAACCGAAAAUAACGGUGAAAUCGACGUAUUGCUUUCUUGAUUUGCACAUAAUAUAAUCGAUAAUCGUAUCAGGAAAACUGGUGAUUUUUUAGGGUGCUCGUAUGUUAUUAUUGUAAUUGGUCAAUGGUAUUUUAUUAUUUUUUUUUUUUUUUGUAAAUUUGAACUGCUUAAGUUUAGAAACGGUUUAUUUAACAGUUACCGAAAAUAUGUAUACCUACCCAACAUUAGUACUUACAUACUUUGUUUUUACCGAA